This is a messenger RNA of Canis lupus familiaris (dog), 835 nucleotides long. Its product is annotated as caspase recruitment domain-containing protein 8-like. Lineage: Eukaryota; Metazoa; Chordata; Mammalia; Carnivora; Canidae. The transcript has 5 exons. Gene Ontology annotation, cellular component: NLRP3 inflammasome complex. Bases 1 to 558 code for a protein of 185 amino acids. Gene Ontology annotation, molecular function: cysteine-type endopeptidase activator activity involved in apoptotic process. The record is from RefSeq and is a predicted model, not a curated record. Gene Ontology annotation, biological process: regulation of canonical NF-kappaB signal transduction; regulation of apoptotic process.
AUGAAGAAGAAGCUAAGUUUCAUGGUGGCGUCUGGCAGACGCACCCCCAGUGGACCCCCUGAUUUUGGUGCCCGUUAUAUCGGUCCAGUACUAUUAGACGGUUGUAGGAAACGAUUAUAUUCCGUGGCCACUCGGUCUUUCACACCCUGCGGCUCUUUGUUCCUAUUAUCGUAUAGCUGCACUUCCCCGUCCCGUUCACGGACACAAGACUUUGGCUCUGGCGCACUUUUGGUGAAGCCAGUGGAUCUCCAGUUUCAUUCUGCAGCAGCCCCUCCUCCUCUCUCAGGUAAGGCCUUUCUGAAGGAGCACCACCGGCAGCUGCAAGCCAGGCUGGGAGACCUGAAUGGAGUACUGGAUGACCUUCAGUACAGUGAGGUCUUCACCGAGGAAGAGAAGGAGCUGGUGCAGCAGUGCCCUACACAGCAGCGGAAGAAUGAGACCCUGCUGAGGAUGGUGGAGAAGAAAGGGCACCAGGCCCUGGGGAUCCUCUUCCAAAGCCUUCAUAGAAGAGAUCCUUAUCUGAUGUCCUACCUCAGCCAGCAGAGUUUACAACAGUGACUCAGGUGGAUACUCACGAAGAGAGAAUCCAGUGUUCUCCAUUAAAAAUGAACAAACAGGGGUGCUUGGGUGGUUCAGUGGAUUAAGCAUCUGACUCUUGAUUUCAGGUCAGGUGUUGAUCUCAGGGUCAUGAUGUUGAGCCCUGCAUUGGGCUCAGUGCACGGCUUGGAGUGUGCUUCAGAUCCUCUCCCUCUGCCCCUCCUCCCAUUCACUGUGUGUCUGUCUCUCUCUCAAAUGACUUGAAUAAAUCUUUUUUAAAAAGGAAAGAAAAUGGGUA